Messenger RNA from Ananas comosus (pineapple), 1867 nucleotides. RefSeq names its product 3-oxoacyl-[acyl-carrier-protein] synthase, mitochondrial. The transcript has 14 exons. The coding region runs from base 12 to 1442 and encodes 476 amino acids. The record is from RefSeq and is a predicted model, not a curated record. Gene Ontology annotation, biological process: fatty acid biosynthetic process. Gene Ontology annotation, molecular function: 3-oxoacyl-[acyl-carrier-protein] synthase activity. NCBI's taxonomy places the organism in Eukaryota, Viridiplantae, Streptophyta, Magnoliopsida, Poales, Bromeliaceae.
UAAAGAAUUUUAUGUAUUUUAAACUAAAAAAAAAAAAAAAUCCAAAAAAAAUGAGCGCCACCACCGCGAAGCUACUCCGCCGCCUCUUCUCGUCGGCGCCGCUCCCUCCGCCGCCGCGCGCCGCCCCCCUCCGCCGCGUCGUGGUGACAGUAGGGUUGGGAGCGGUGACUCCGCUGGGGUGCGGGGUGGGUCCCGCGUGGCGCGCCCUCGUGGAGGGGCGGUGCGGGGUGCGGGCGCUGGCGCCGUCCGAUCUCCGGAUGGACGGCUUCGAUGAGGCCGCGGUGGCGCACACCUACGACCAGCUCCCCUCCAAGGUCGCCGCCGCGGUCCCCCGCGGCAAGGAGGAGGGGGAGUUCGAUGAGGAUGCGUGGAUCCAAUCCAAGGAUAAUAAAUCUGUAGCCAGAUUUAUAGCAUAUGCGCUAUGCGCAACUGAUGAGGCUCUUAGAGAUGCAAACUGGUUACCAACUGAAGUUGAAAAGAAAGAAAGAACGGGUGUUUCAAUUGGUGGGGGAAUUGGAAGCAUCCCAGACAUUUUAGAUGCGUCACAACUGAUUUGUGAAAAGCGUUUACGUCGGCUUAGCCCAUACUUCAUCCCUAGGAUAUUGAUCAACAUGGCAUCGGGGCAUGUCAGCAUGAAGUAUGGAUUCCAAGGUCCAAACCAUGCUGCUGUGACAGCCUGUGCCACUGGGGCCCACUCUAUUGGCGAUGCCGCAAGGAUGAUUCAAUUUGGAGAUGCGGAUGUUAUGAUUGCUGGAGGAACCGAGUCCAGCAUUGAUGCUCUAUCAAUUGCUGGUUUUUCUAGGUUGAGGGCAUUGAGUACAAAGUACAAUUCUCUCCCUCAAGUUUCUUCUCGACCAUUUGAUUGCGGUAGAGAUGGAUUCGUGAUUGGUGAAGGUUCCGGUGUCAUGGUGUUGGAGUCACUUGAUCAUGCAAAGGAACGAGGAGCGAAAAUUUAUGCAGAAGUCCGAGGAUAUGGAAUGUCCGGCGACGCUCAUCACAUAACUCAACCACAGAGUGACGGAAAGGGUGCUAUUUUAUCCAUGAAGCGGGCAUUAGAACAGUCCGGGCUUCAUCCAAGUCAAGUAGAUUACGUAAAUGCUCAUGCCACAUCAACUCCUCUAGGUGACGCAGUAGAAGCCCAUGCUAUCAUGUCGGUCUUCUCAGACCAUGCAACAUCAGGUGCUCUAGCGUUGUCCUCCACAAAGGGGGCUACUGGUCAUCUACUUGGAGCAGCCGGGUCUGUUGAAGCGAUCUUCACUGUCCUAGCUAUCCACCAUGGGAUUGCUCCUCCAACACUCAAUCUCGAGAGACCGGACCCGGCUUUCGAAGGAGAAUACAUGCCCUUAAGCGCCGCGAAGACGAUGCAAAUACGAGCCGCGCUUUCCAACUCUUUUGGCUUCGGCGGGACCAAUGCUUCUCUCUUGUUCUCCGCCCCGCCUUAGUGUGCAAUGAUUGGUCUAUCGAGAAAGACGGAAAUUAAACCUUACCAUUCAUCUGGUCCCAGGAAUGGAACAAGAGAUUGAUUGAUCUUCCUUUUCUUUUUCUCAAGAACAGUAAAUGAAAUUGAUUGGAAGAACCUUUCCUGCCACUUUUGAGCUAUUUCUUCAUUUCUUGUGACAAAUUUGACAAAUUUGAAUCUUUUUCAAGAGAGAGAGAGGAGAGUAUCUGCGCUGUAAUUUAUGAGCAUGUAUUGUGAGCUCCAAUUUUGAAAGCACAUCAAAAUCUCGGCGCUGGGUCUCGGUUGGUAUUGUUGCUGUUUUUUCAUUUUUUCGUGUGUUUAAAUACAAAUUUUGUAUGGUUGAUACGCACCAGUUGAUGGCCAACAAGGGGUUGAAUUGCACCGAAAUUUUGGUGCUUGAACUUUUAA